AUGCAUUUCGCCUACCUCCGUGAGCCAGCUCAGCGAGUACCAACAGCAAGGCACGUAGCCGCAGCACCGCAACGCAAAACUGACCACGGAUCAGGGGACACUAAAGCCCGGACAACUGAAUCUGAUUGCACUUUCGGGGAACCGUGCUUGGGUGCUUUGAUUGUACACUGUAAACGAGGGCAUACGGAUUCAUCGACUGCUUGCACGGCACUUGGUGAACGGCUCGAAGGGAUGCGUGGCCUAGAGUCGCACCGGCUCGGCGCGCAGCAUCUCUUUCUAGGUUUUACGGUGCCUUUCUGGACAGAGAAGAAUGAAUCACCGAAUAGGCCGACUAAGCGACAGCUUCUGGCCAUUAACCGGAAGCGACGCGGCUUGUUCGGCACUGCUGGUGGGCUGCUCGCAGGCGGCGCUGCGGCGCCUGGCUGGGAGGCGGGCCCCAGGAGCGGUACACGCGGGUCGUUGCUGCGCCUGGAGGCUGCACGAGCUGCCUCUGUGACAGAAAGGCAACACCAGGGAGCCUCGGUUGUGGGAAAAACGACACCUGAGGCCGUCGCCUACGAGAUCGAUCGGCACGGGUCUGUGUACGCGUACCGGGCAACAAGCACGGCGGGCGCGGGGUCCCUGGAGCGGCUCGCGGACUUGCGGAGUAGCGACUGGCGCCAGCGUGCUCGACAGGCGUUGGCAGCAGCACCUGGUCAGCUCGUGCUCCAGUUGCGCUCAGUUUUCCUGCCCGAGGGGUUUCCAGAGAGCGUCGGGCCAUCCUACCUGCGUUACUCGUUGUGGCGCGGUGCCCAGAACGUGGUCUCCGCGAUGACCGCAGUGCUAUCGACGCAUGCCCUGCUCGCAGCAGUUGGUCUAUCGUCGACGCCGGUGGCCGCGGCGACGUCUUGGGUCCUCAAGGACGGCAUUGGUCAGCUGGGAAAGCUGCUGACGGCGCGACGCGGUCGAGACUUUGAUGCCGAUCCCAAGCGAUACCGCCUGUCGUCGGACCUGCUCUAUGAUGCUGGGUUAUCGCUGGAGAUUCUGACACCGCUCUUCCCGCAAUAUUUCCUAGCGCUAGCUGCGCUGGGCAACUUUACGAAAUCGGUAGCGAUUACAGUAGGCAUGGCUUGUCGUAAUUCAGUGCUGAGCUCGUUCGUUUUGCGUGGCAAUCUGGGGGAUAUCAGUGCCAAGAACGAUGCCCAGAACGUUGUCACGAAUCUGACUGGCAUGGGGCUGGGGAUUGUGACGGCGCGGGCGUUGCCGCCAAAGCCAUCAGUUCGCCUGGGGGCCUUUGCUGCACUGACGGCCCUGUACAGCGUCCUCAAUUACCAGUCCAUGAAGGCAGUGAAGUUAAAUGUGGUGAAUCGUCAGCGAGGAGCAAUCAUUGCGGACUCCUUCGUGCGGAGUCAUGCUGAGGAUGUGCUCGAUGUUGAGACCGUCAAUGAUCUGGAAUGUAUCAUUCCAUUUGUACCAGAGCACUUUCAGUGGUUGCCCCUUAAACUGGGCGUGUCCCUGGAGCGAGUGGGUCGCUUGCCGCCGCCCCAGCGAAGACCCCGUGCUCGCUACGUGAUGUCGAUGAAUGAGCGGGAGCUACGCGUGGCGUUGCACGAGCGAGCAGCUCCUCGCGAUCUGCUGCAGGUUCUGUUGCAGAGCGCGUAUCUUCGCUACUUGGUAAGUGUGCGGAGUGGCGGUAUGGAGCGGUGUAGCCCAGCACGGCAGCGAACAGCCAUAGGUUUGCCACGGGUCUGUUUUCCGCUACGGCUUUCACCGGAUAUGGACCAAGGGCAGCUGAUGGCCCAGGCAGAGGCGUAUGCGGAACGCUAUGUGGACGCGUUCUGUAGAGCUCUAGAGCGGCGUGGCUGGAACACAAGGGUUCUGCAGCUGGCCCCGGAUCGCUAUCGCUGUCGCUGGUGA
Molecule: messenger RNA, 1896 nt
Organism: Cyanidioschyzon merolae strain 10D
Lineage: Eukaryota; Rhodophyta; Bangiophyceae; Cyanidiales; Cyanidiaceae
Exons: 1
Coding region: 1-1896 (631 amino acids)
Source: RefSeq, a predicted model, not a curated record